Calidris pugnax (ruff) is the source of this 1841-nucleotide messenger RNA. It is a transcript of the gene COQ4, whose product is annotated as coenzyme Q4. The transcript has 7 exons. Gene Ontology annotation, cellular component: mitochondrion; mitochondrial inner membrane. Gene Ontology annotation, biological process: ubiquinone biosynthetic process. Bases 19 to 873 code for a protein of 284 amino acids. The record is from RefSeq and is a predicted model, not a curated record. Lineage: Eukaryota; Metazoa; Chordata; Aves; Charadriiformes; Scolopacidae.
CGGGGGGGGGACACGACUAUGCUGCUGACGCUACUGCGACGAGCGGCCCGGGCGGGGGUCCCGCUGCUGCGAGCGGGUCCCGCUUCCCCAGGCAGAGCCCGGCUGAGCAGCGCCGAGCCCCGGGCACGGGAUGGACCCGUCGAGGAGGAGGAGGAGGUGGUGGAGGUGGAGGAAGAGGAGGGGUGCUACCAGCUGUACCCCGGGCACAUCCCCACCAGCCCGCUGCAGAAGGUGCUGCUGGCCGCCGGCUCGGCGUGUAUGGCUCUCUAUGACCCCUACAGACACGACAUGGUGGCAGUCCUCGGGGAGACCACGGGCUGCCUUGCCCUGCCCAACUUGCGAGACAAGAUGAAAAACCACCCUGAAGGUUACCGCAUCCUCCAGGAACGUCCUUGCAUCCGUCUCUCCACCCUGGACAUGGACAGGCUGCGGGGGCUGCCGGACGGCACGCUGGGCCGAGAGUACGUCCGCUUCUUGGAGGACAACAAGGUUUCUCCGGACACCCGGAUGCCGCCCAAGUUUGUUGAUGAUGAAGAGCUGGCGUAUGUGAUCCAGCGGUACCGGGAAGUCCACGACCUGAUGCACACCCUCCUGGGCAUGCCGACCAACAUGCUGGGUGAGGUUGUGGUGAAGUGGUUCGAAGCCGUCCAGACGGGGCUGCCCAUGUGUGUCCUGGGAGCAGCGUUCGGCCCCGUCCGUCUCAGCGCACGAAAGCUGCAGGUCCUGGCCACUGAGCUGGUUCCCUGGGCAAUUAGGAGCGGGCGCAACGCCAGCUGUAUCCUGAACAUCUACUACGAGCAGCGCUGGGAGCAGCCAGUGGAGUCCCUGCGGGAGGAGAUCGGCAUCUUCCCUCCUCCGGCCGUUCGAGUGUGAGAGCUCAAAUACAGGGAGGGGACAGGGGGUCCCCGAUGGCAGCCGUCCCCUGCCACGCUCCAUCUCCUCCUGCCCGAGAGCACAGCGUGGCUCUGCUACCAGCCACCACGGACCCGGGGGCUGAGUUUUCUCCUGCCAAGAGCUGGCACCCUCCUGUUGGCAGAGGCCAAGUGGCACUUCCCUGUGCCGUGACAAAACUUGACCUUUUUACCUGUUUGUGAUUCAGUGGAGGGAUGGCAGGGCCUGCCGUGCCUUUGCCAGCUGGGUCUGGCUGCUCGGGUCCCCCCAGCAGCAGCGCUCUGCUACUGAAGCUCCAAAAUGUGGGGAUGGGUGGGAGCAGAGCUGGUUUACAACCACCACCUUGGCUUUCUGCAGCUCUAGGGCUGUGUAGGUAAAUUCCUCCUCCCACCCUCCCCAGGAAGAUCGAGGCUUAAAGUCUUGGGGCCACCCUGGACUGGAGCUAAACCAGUGAUUUACAGAGCAGCCCAGGGGUGCAACAGUGAAAUCCCGUCUCAUACUGGUGCCUAACUGGUCUCCUGACGUGUCUCACACCUCGGAGACCAGGCAGUGUGUGAUUGCAUGCCCAUGGGAGCAGGCAGGGAAAUACCUUCGGAUAUUAACCCUGCUGGAUUGGCUGUUCGAGAGCUGAUCCCAGGCUGCCGUGUCUCCCUCCAGUCCCUCCCCAUCAAAAAAGCUGAAAUCCACGUGGGUUUUCAGGAGGAAUCCUCCCCUCCUUGAGCAACAAAGUGACGUGAUUGGGAAUAAGGGGCUGAAUCCUGGGAGCUCAGAAACGGCGGCUGCUUGCGCUGCGUCUGGGAGCUGAUUGCUGUCUGGGUUAAUUAAAGAAGGCUCCAGACUGCCAGUGGCUGGAGCACAGAGCUGUCAGAUGUGAGGGCAGAGAGCCGCGAGGCUGGGGGCUCUUUGUACGUGUGGGUUUGCUGUUGGAAUUCCUUCUUGCUUAAUAAAAU